AGCUGAGUCUCGCGAAAGCACGACGUCGCGUCGAAGACAAGAACGCGGUUCGCAAGGACACGGAAAGAACGCGAAAGGGGACUCGUUGGUUGUUUGCCCAUGCUGGUAUCGAUGGUUGGUAUUCGCGUAAACGCAAUGCACGCAUGGCAUGCGCCGCCGUUUGCAGACGUCUGGGCCGCGAAGUUUACCGUCGCGAGAGAUUUCAACGCGCGCGAGUGAUUUGUUUUAUUAUCUUUGAACUUUUGUUGGAAUGACUACUAUCUAAUGAAACAAUUGCCCAAAAUGUGAAGGUGGAGGUAUCGGACUUCAAAAAGCAGGUUAAGCUGAAUGAAAGUAGAUUAUGGUUAGGUAACAAGAAGUAAACGUUUAAAACCAGCGUUCCGAAAAAUCUAAGCUUUUGUGAGAGACUCAAACAUCUCGAUAAUCCACCUCCGAGGUCCCUCCGAGCCAUGGAAACCAUCGUCGUAUGCGUCCAGCGGUCGCUCCUACUUCGCCAGCGGUCGCAACGCCGCCUCCAGCCUAUCAACUGCCCCGCCCCUCACGAAACACCAAUCGCUGAGCGGCACGGGCGGAUAUAAAUGGCCAGGUUCGACGGCGACGUACCUUAUUGGAGGAGGGACCGACACGCCUACGCAGACAGUGGUGGAAACGGGCUCGCCCGGAUGCGAUAGAGAGCUGUCGCCUGUAAGAUGGUGCGAUAGGGAGGUGGAUGGAGUGUAUUUGGGCAAAUCCGGUUGGGUGCAAGUUCAGAGACACUCCAUGGACGAUCGUCGAACGUCAGGUUACUUCAGCAAGCCUCCAACAGCGCCAAUUGCUCAGAGCAAGAGAUCAGCUGGGGCCAGGCUAGCAGACUAUCACUUCAACAGCGAACCUUCCAGGCCUGCCUUUCUAUCUUUGCAAAGAGGCGAGACUGCUCCAUCGUCCACUGUUCACACGCCGCCCUCUCCAUCGCCGCCCCAGCCGACCGAAGAGGAAUAUUCUCCACCUUCUAUCACGCCCAUCAUUUCACCGCCGCCCGCGUUUCAGGACGCUGCCAAAAACGGAAAAGCUCCCUCAACGACAUCCACGACUGGCAGCGCUAGCGAUCGUGCAGGCGCCGCUCGCAUGUUCUUCGGCAAGGGCACGCCCCUUUUGUCGCGCACCAAUGCUAUCGAAGAUAGCGACGCUUCACCGCCUACGUCACCGGUAGUCCCGCCCACUGCGACUAUGUCCGCCCCGUCUACGGUGGCCGCCCGAGACUUGAGGCGGGAAGCGAAGGCGUUCGGGAGACCCGGCGCACUUGGGGCGCAGGCAAAGUCGUUGGAGGAUGCUGGAGCUAGGAGGAGAUCUCAGUUCCUCCAGCACUACCGCGGCGCCGGAGGUUCCUCCUCUUCGUCGUCAUCUUCCAUGGGCUUCCGUAGUUUGGACAGCGCCUUCAGCAGGGCCAACGCAGGCAGCAGGGCCAUGCCGAGAUUGUCCGAGAACACCGACGACUCAUCUUCGGUGGACAGAUACCAAGAGGCGGACGAUGAGGAUAACAAUUCGUCGUCUAUUAACGUCAGCAUGCUGCCUUUGCACACGACUCCGGUGGUAACUGUCCAACAAACCGAAAGGGGCGAUAGGUGGGAGAAAGAACAAAGAGUCUCACCUUCUGGAAGGUCGUCAGCGAGCAGACAACAGAGCCAUCACAGGAUGCAAAUGAGGAGGUCGCCAGGGAGAUCACCUGUCGGUUCAGACACCAAUAAGCCACCCGGUUCAAGUUCAUCGACCAGCGGCAGCGAAGAUGAGUUUGUGUCCCGUUCCCCACCCCCGUUGGCACCCUCGCCACAACCGCCGACGUCACAGGGGCGGAGAAACACACCCUCAACGAGACCUUAUCAGUCAAGGUCACCUUCAACGGAGGACCAGUUGCAACGGGUUCGAAGAUCGCGAAGUUUGCAGUUACCAGAGAAAAGGCCACCCCAGCAGGCCCCGCCACUGGGAGGUGGAGGGAGGUCACCAUCAGACGGCCAGCAUCGAACGGUUAUCAAAAUUGGGACUGCGCCAGAACGAACCAAAAGACAUAAACAACAAUCAAUGGAAAAUGAGGCUGCCGUUAGUGAAGAGAUAUUGAGGGAGGCUGAAGUGGUGACAGGAUUUUUAUAUAGAAAUAAAUCAAGAGCUGCUGCACAGAAUCUGCUGUCUCACAGAUACAACAGCAUUUCCAAAGAAGAGGACAGACGCGAGAAAUCCUCUUCCAAAGAUCUGUCAACAAACGGUUUCACGGUCUACUACGUAGGCAGCGGCGGGGGCGGGAGCAAGGAGAGACAAAAGGUCCUGGUGCGCGGGUCGACGAGUCCCAGCUUGUCCAGCCAAAAACAGUCCGGGAGGCACGUAGAGGCGAAGCCCGGGGACUUUUGGGCACAGCAGUACCAGCAGUACGAAAGGGGAAGGGAGAGUGCCAUGAGGCUGUCGCAGAGUUAUCCGGCUCACUCGAGGUCGGUUGAGGUCUCCAGCAUUGAUGUGAUGUAAGUAGAGGGC
Acanthoscelides obtectus is the source of this 2499-nucleotide messenger RNA. Lineage: Eukaryota; Metazoa; Arthropoda; Insecta; Coleoptera; Chrysomelidae. The record is from the annotation of a GenBank genome assembly.